Messenger RNA from Aureobasidium musti, 2385 nucleotides. The record is from the annotation of a GenBank genome assembly. Lineage: Eukaryota; Fungi; Ascomycota; Dothideomycetes; Dothideales; Saccotheciaceae.
AUGUUGAGAGGCUCAAAGCAAUUGAAGCAUGUGAACAAGCAUGUCAUGGGCUUGGCGGUCGGCUGUGGCUGCCCUAAGCAGGCGGAUACGAGACAGCGGGCAGAAGCAGAAGGUGCGGCAGUGCAGGGUCUUCUAGGCUUCCCAGAGCCAGUGACCUCGCGUAACCGCAGCGGCACAUCACCGCAAACCAUUGGCUCGGGUCCCCCACGUUCGACGUCCCCGUACGGCGGAGGCUCGCCGUCUCGUAGUUACUCGACCGCCCGACUCGCGAGUCCCGUUCCCUUCGGCACUCCUCCUAUCAGACAAAUCCCUACUCCGCGUCAGCUUGACGGUCAAGACGGCUCUCAGGAUGGCAGCGAGCCUUUGCCCGGCGCCUCGUACCCUCGUGGCUCCAUCCCCGGACCCGGUCCCUCAUCGCUAUCGCAAGCACUGAGAGGAGGUUUCGCAGGGAGCCCGCCUCGCUUCGCCUCUCCCGCUCCUGUCGGCUCAGCCUAUCCCGAUGAUGCCUCGUCCUCGCAAAGUCCGAACAAGAACGAAGACCUCGAGGUCUUGCGCCGACACUUGGUUGGUCCCGCUCAACGCACCUCGCAUCAAAACCUUCAAGUCUCUUCCUCGUUCCAACGCAACUCGAACCUUUCCGAAGUGGCCAAGUCCAUCGAGAACGGUCCGGGUGUAGAUGAUGAGCACUUCUCAAGUCUGCAGUUGCAGGGUGGAGACAUGACGAGACACAUCUACCGCUAUACCGAAGAGCGCGAGCGCGAAGAGGUAGAACGCCAGGCUCGUGAAACUGGCCGUCUAAAGAGAAGUUUGAGCGUCAACCUUCCUCGUCCGAACGAGGACGAUCCAGAGCUUACGAAUAUCAAAAUGCCUGGCGGUCUGCGUCGAGACUACAUCCGCCGAACUGCCGCCUCUCCUGCCCCUGAGACACGGAUUUCGAGGCCCAACUAUGGCUCCACCCGUGCUCAGACUGAGCCUCCUGCUCGCCAGCAACCUCAGUUCUUGGCCAAUAACUUCAUCGAAUUCCUCACUCUUUACGGCCACUUCGCUGGUGAAUCGCUCGAGGAUGAUGAUGAGGUUCUUGGCCCUGACGAAUACUUCACAUCCGAGAACUACGAUGAUGAAAACGAAGAUCAAGAUGGUGAAGAACGUGAGUGGGGUGAAGAUAGUGCUUUAUUGACUCCCGGCAAGCGCAAGAGAAGAAGAAAGGAGCAGGCUGGCAAGGGUAGCCCUGGUGGUGCCGCUCUGCUUUUGCUCAAGUCUUUUGUUGGAACUGGAGUCUUGUUCUUGCCCCGUGCUUACCUCAAUGGUGGUAUGAUGUUCAGUAACCUCGUUCUACUGGCUAUUGCUCUGCUCAGCUUCUGGUGUUUCAUCCUACUCGUCAACGUUCGCCUGAAGGUUCACGCCUCCUUUGGUGAUAUGGGCGGCAAGAUCUAUGGACGAUGGUUCCGUACUCUGAUCAACUCGUCUCUCGUCAUCAGCCAGAUUGGUUUCUCCUCGGCCUACAUCGUCUUUGUUUCGGAAAACUUGCAGGCUUUUGUUCUGGCUGUGACAAAAUGUCGUACCUUCAUCGACAUCAAAUACAUGAUUCUGAUGCAGAUGGUCGUGUUCCUGCCUCUCAGCUUGUAUCGCAACAUCAACAACAUCCAGAAACUCGCCUUGAUUGCCGAUUUGUUCAUCGUUCUUGGUCUCGUCUACCUCUACUAUUAUGACAUCUUGACAUUGGUCAACAACCACGGCAUAGCCGACAUCAUCCAGUUCAACAAGGAUGACUGGACACUGUUCAUCGGUACUGCCAUCUUCACUUUCGAAGGUAUUGGCCUCAUCAUUCCUAUUCAAUCAGGCAUGAAAGACCCUAAGAAGUUCCCUCGUGUCUUGGGUGUCGUCAUGAUUGCAGUCACUGUCGUCUUCAUCUCCAUGGGCGCUCUUUCCUACGCAGCCUAUGGUAGCGCAACUAAAACUGUCAUCAUCCUCAACAUGCCCCAGGACAACAAGCUUGUCAACAGCGUACAAUUUAUCUACUCUCUGGCCAUCUUGCUCUCCACUCCGCUGCAAAUCUAUCCUGCCAUCGAGAUCACAUCUCAACAACUUUUCAGCCGCACUGGCAAGUACAACCNNCCUUGGAUAAAAUGGAAGAAGAACGUAUUCAGAUUCUUUAUGGUCGCACUUUGUGCCGUCAUCGCAUGGGCUGGUGCUGGACAGCUUGACAAGUUCGUCGCACUCCCCCUUAUGCACUAUCGUGCCGUUGCAACUCGUUCGUGGCAACGUGUCGCGGACAUUCUGCUCGUCAUCUUCGGCCUCUUCAUCAUGGGCUACACCACGGCGCUUACGGUGAUGAGUUGGGCAUCCGGAGGUCCCAAGGAACCAGGAUAUUGUGACGAGAGAUAA